Molecule: messenger RNA, 1986 nt
Organism: Fusarium coffeatum
Lineage: Eukaryota; Fungi; Ascomycota; Sordariomycetes; Hypocreales; Nectriaceae
Exons: 5
Coding region: 1-1986 (661 amino acids)
Biological process (GO): amino acid transmembrane transport
Cellular component (GO): membrane
Molecular function (GO): L-amino acid transmembrane transporter activity
Source: RefSeq, a predicted model, not a curated record
AUGGCCGACUCAAAGAAAGCCCCGGCCGUUGAUGGCUUUCGCUCACAGCCCUACGAUGGGUUCAACAGCGAUGAGAGACCUAUUGAUACCGACAACGGGAGUACCGUCGAUGCGCAAAACUUUGCAUUUACCGAGGAUCGAAAGAUUGGCGUUACAGGCGCUGUCUUUCUGAUUCUUAACAAGAUGAUUGGAACAGGAAUCUUCUCCACGCCAUCGGGUAUUUUCGCAGCUACCGGAUCCGUGGGCGUAUGUCUCAUGCUAUGGAUCAUCGGUGGCUUCUUGACCUUUUGCGGUCUUAGCGUCUUUCUCGAGUUUGGACUUGCAAUUCCUAGAUCUGGCGGCGAGAAGAAUUAUCUUGAGAGAGUUUAUCGACACCCAAAAUACUUGGCUACUUGUGUUUUGGCAAGCCAGAUGAUCCUUCUUGGCUUUUCCUCGGGUAACUCUCUUGCUUUUGGAAGGUACAUUCUCUUCGCGGCGGGGAAGGAAACGCCCGACGGGUGGGAAGCUCGAGGUAUAGCUGUUGCAUGCGUCAGCUUUUCCGUUCUUCUUCACAGCACGCUUCCAAAAUGGGGUGUACGACUCUUCAACGUCCUCGGCGUUUUCAAAGUCGUGAUCCUUCUGUUCAUUGUUUUCUCAGGCUUUGCAGCCCUUGCAGGGCAUCGUCGCGUCCCAAAUCCUCACAAUUUCGACAAUGCCUUCCGUAUUGAAGAUGGAGACGGUUAUGGCGGCGGUGGCGCAUACGCAUACUCCAACGCUCUCCUAAACAUUAUCUACAGCUACAAAGGUUGGGAAAACGCAAACUACGUCCUCGGCGAAUUGAAAAAUCCGAGGAAAACCCUUGCCGUCGCAGCACCCAUCGCCAUCGGAGGCGUAACAAUUCUAUACGUGCUCGCAAACGUGGCUUAUUUCGCAGCCAUCCCCAAAUCCGACCUUGCAAAGUCUGAAGCUAUCGUCGCGGGCCUGUUCUUCAGGAACGUUUUCGGCGAGAGCGCUGCGGCGAGAAGUCUGCCUGCUUUUGUGGCGUUGAGCAAUCUGGGCAAUGUUCUGGCUGUUUCGUUUGCCCAUUCGAGAGUGAACCAGGAGCUGGCUAAAGAGGGUAUGCUACCGUUCAGUCGCUUUUGGGCAUCCAACAAGCCUUUCAACUCACCGGCUCCGUCUUUGUUUCUUCAUUGGCUUGUCACUGUUGUGGUUCUCCUUGCACCACCCGCUGGUCCGGCCUACAACUUCAUCGUCAGCUUGUACACAUACCCUGGCUCCUGGAUCAACGGCUUCGUCACGGCCGGUCUGAUCUACCUACACUUCAGCAAAUCCGAGAACUGGACAUCACCAUGGCACACAUACCUCCCCAUCUCAGUGCUCUACCUCCUUGCCAACAUCUUCCUCGCUUUCGUACCAUUCAUCCCGCCUGAUGGUGACUGGAACGCCGAUGGAUAUCCGUACUACGUCUUUCCUGUUGUUGGCGUUGGUGUUUUGAUUCUCGGUGCUGUUUACUGGGUAUUCUGGACUAAGAUUCUCCCGAUGAUUGGAGGAUACAAAGUUGUUGCUGAUAGGACGUUCGAUGAUGCUGGUGUUGAGACGGUCAGGUACCGAAAGGUUCCUGUUCAUCACACUUCCAUAAUGAGCUCCAAAGCAAGUUCCUCCUCCGAUCCUAGCGGGCCCUGCUACAUCAACGAUAUCAAGAUCUACCACAAUGGCCUACCCGGCUCUUUCCGUAUCGAGAGCGAUAAUCUGGACGUCCGACUGAAAGCCAGGGUAAACUCCAAUGGCAACAUUUCCAAUAUUGACUUCAGAAAUCGCAAGGGAGAGCACCCUAAGGACUACAUACUUGUGGACCAACGGGGAUAUCUUAACUUUAAGGGAGAUGCGAGACUUGCACAGGUUGUUAUCGUGAUCAUGGGUCUUGCUUGUGAGGCUGUUGGUGUGCCAGAACGUGUUUCUAUACAGGUUAGAUCUGAAAUUGGCAACCAAGAAGCGAGUAUGAGAUAA